Hermetia illucens (black soldier fly) is the source of this 904-nucleotide messenger RNA. Its product is annotated as peroxiredoxin-6-like. The coding region runs from base 135 to 797 and encodes 220 amino acids. The transcript is spliced from 4 exons. NCBI's taxonomy places the organism in Eukaryota, Metazoa, Arthropoda, Insecta, Diptera, Stratiomyidae. Gene Ontology annotation, cellular component: mitochondrion; cytosol. Gene Ontology annotation, molecular function: peroxiredoxin activity. Gene Ontology annotation, biological process: cellular oxidant detoxification; cell redox homeostasis. The record is from RefSeq and is a predicted model, not a curated record.
CCAGCGAGUUUCCGUGUACAGUACACACUCGCCUACAAGACGGUUACAAGCUUAAUCAGUAGCUUUUUGAGCCCCGCAAGUGUUCAAGUCGCGAUUAUUAUUCAGUAAUUUGUAUCUAGAAAUAACUCGCCAAAAUGCGUAUCGGUGCGACAGUUCCAAAUUUCAAAGCUGAAACAACCAAAGGACCCAUUCAGUUCUAUGAUUGGCAAGGAAACUCAUGGGCAAUCAUAUUUUCUCAUCCAGCUGACUUCACUCCAGUAUGCACAACGGAACUGGGAAGAAUUGCUUCCCACAACGCUGAAUUUGUGAAAAGGAACGUAAAAUUGUUGGCUCAUUCCGUUGAUCAAGUUAAAAGUCACAUCGACUGGGUGAACGAUAUCAAAUCAUAUUGUCCUGAUAUUCGAGGAGAGUUCCCAUAUCCAAUCAUUGCUGAUGCGGAUCGUAGUCUGGCUGUGAGAUUUGGCAUGCUAGACGAACAACAGAUAAAUGAUCCUGAGGUUGCCAAAACUAUUCGUGCUCUGUAUAUCAUCAGUCCCGAUCACGUAGUUCGUCUUUCCAUGUUUUACCCAAUGUCAGUUGGACGAAAUGUUGAUGAAAUUAUUCGCUGUGUUGAUGCUCUACAAUUAACCACUCGCAUUCAACACAUAGCUACCCCUGCUAAUUGGACGCCUGGAACCAAAGUUGUCAUUGCUCCAUCGGUAUCAGAUGAGGAGGCCAAAAAGCUGUUCCCUGGUGGAAUCGACUUUGUCACUAUGCCAUCAGGCAAGAGCUAUGUUCGUACUACAACGAAUUAUUAAAUCAAUUUAAGAGACAUAAUUACUUACUAUUACAGUCCCCUUAGUUUAGUCAUAAUCAUUCAUGAAGUGGUUCGAAAUAAAUACUUUUGUUAACGCUUUUCAAUAAU